Hemicordylus capensis (graceful crag lizard) is the source of this 1155-nucleotide messenger RNA. It is a transcript of the gene GRPEL1, whose product is annotated as GrpE like 1, mitochondrial. Bases 82 to 744 code for a protein of 220 amino acids. Gene Ontology annotation, molecular function: adenyl-nucleotide exchange factor activity; protein-folding chaperone binding; protein homodimerization activity. Gene Ontology annotation, cellular component: PAM complex, Tim23 associated import motor. The transcript has 4 exons. Gene Ontology annotation, biological process: protein import into mitochondrial matrix; protein folding. Lineage: Eukaryota; Metazoa; Chordata; Lepidosauria; Squamata; Cordylidae. The record is from RefSeq and is a predicted model, not a curated record.
CCCGCUUGAGCUGUCCGUUGAUUGGAUUGAGAUAAUUUCCGUUGGACUUUCAGGGAAAAUCUUCGAGGCAAAAGCGAAGCUAUGGCGGCGGCUGUCCGAGGCACGCAGCGGCUGAUGGGGCUGGCGGUGCGCGCCUCCCUUCUCCUGCCGGGGCGGACUUCUCUGCGGCUUUGCACAAUGACACAGGAGAAAAGCACAGGACCAAACUUGGAAGAAGAGCCAAAUCACAGCCCCAGUGAACAAAAACCUGACUCUGCUGCAAAGAUAUUAAAAGAGGAAAAGACCAAACUGGAAGAGCAAUUAAAAGAAAUGACCGAAAAAUAUAAACGUGCCCUGGCAGAUGCAGAAAAUCUACGGCAAAGGACUCAGAAAUUGGUAGAAGAAGCAAAGUUAUAUGGAAUUCAAAGUUUCUGCAAGGACUUAUUAGAAGUUGCCGAUGUUCUGGAAAAAGCAACUGAGAGUGUUCCCAAAGAGGAACUAAAGGAUGAAAAUCCUCAUCUGAAAAACCUCUAUGAAGGUCUUGCCAUGACAGAAGUUCAGAUUCAAAAAGUGUUCAGAAAACAUGGCUUGAUUAAACUAAAUCCUCUUGGAGCCAAGUUUGAUCCCUAUGAACACGAAGCAUUGUUUCAUGUUCCCAUGGAUGGAAAAGAACCUGGCACUGUUGCUUUAGUUUCUAAGGUUGGUUAUAAGUUGCAUGGCCGUACAUUGAGGCCUGCCUUGGUAGGUGUUGUAAAAGAACCUUAGCAGUAUAAUCCAAAAUAAUUAAUGUGCCACACAACUGUUAGAUAACUGGAUAAGGAUCGACUAAACUUAAUGAUGGUUUAGAGAUAUGGGAGCUUAAACUAAACAGUCCGUGGGGCAGCAAUGCUAAUGAAGCAACACUGAAAACAUGUUUUCAAAAUGAACAGAUAAUGUGAGGGCCGACAAAGUGAGUAGUAUGAAUUAUAAGUAUGAGUCAUCUGUAUAUAAUAGUACAAUUAUUUAAAGGGUUUUCUGCAUUGUAAUUAAGCAAUAAUGCAGUGUUGACUGAUUAGAAUGAAAGCCUUUUAACUUCCUGUGUCAUGUAUUAUCUCUCUGCAGUAACGUCAUCAAAUUUGUAUUUUUUUAUUUUUUUGUUCAUUCCUUUGUGAACAUAGAACACCCAUCUAACCUCUA